AUGGCUGCUCGCUUAUUGCCUCUCGCUGCUCUCGCAGCAAGCGCGUCCGCUCUCUCCGUCCCCCGCGACGAGCCCGCCAACACUCCCGGCGUCCUAUCGCUGCCCGUCUACCAAGAUAUCAGAUUGCACCCGUUGGAAAAGCUCAGAAGAAGACAAGUCUCGGAUACAGAUGUUCCAAUUAUCAACGUUACUUCGACAACGUACCUGAUCGAACUCAACAUCGGAACCCCUGGUCAAGACACCAAAGUAGCUCUCGACACCGGAUCUUCAGAACUGUGGGUGAACCCCAACUGCCAAAAGGCUGGCAGCACCCAACAGACCCAGUCCUGCCGCGCAAACGGACAAUACGACCCCGACAACUCGAGAACAGCCCAAAUCUUUUCCGCCACUGGUCGCAUUAAGUAUGGCAAGGGAGAGGUGGCACUGCAAUAUGUUGCCGACAACAUCACUCUUCCCGGCAGCGACAUCGACCUCUCUCAGGUCACCUUCGGCUACGCCACCGACAGUGUCGACCUCAACAGGGGCAUUCUUGGUCUUAGCUUCGGAGAGAACAAGAACAACACACAGUACCCUACCGUGGUCGAAGAGAUGAAGGCUCAGAAGGUCAUUGAGUCUUUGACCAUGGGCAUUGCCCUCGGAACCAAGGACGAGCGCACCGGCAGCGGUCUCAUUUCCUUCGGCGGUGUCGACACCAAGAAGUUUAGUGGCAACUUGCAUACUGCCCCCGUCCUCGGUCCUCAAAACGGCGAGAACCUGUGGAGGUACUGGGUGCAGCUCGACUCUAUCGGCAUGAGCAAGUCUGGCAGCAGCUCAUCGACCUACUCCAACUCUCAGUUCCCCGUUUUCUUCGACACGGGCGCUACGCUCAGCUACUUCCCAUCGGCCGUCGUCGACGCCAUUGGAACGGAUCUGGGCGGCCGCAUUGACUCGUCCGUCAAUAUGUACGUCGUCCCGUGCAACCAGAAGGGCACGAUCGAUUUCAAGUUCGGCGACUUCACCAUGAAGGUGCCUCUGUCCGAGUUCAUCUGGGAGGUGGCCGACAACGCCUGCGUACUUGGCGCCGACAAGGCCACUGACGGCUCAUAUCUCUUGGGAGACUCAUUCCUUCGCUCUACCUACGUCGUCUUCGACCAGGAGACGCCCGCCCUCCACUUCGCUCCCUAUGUCAACUGCGGCACCAACUUGCAAAAGAUCCCUCUUGGCAACAACGCCGCGGCCAAGUUCACCGGCGAGUGCCAGGCCGGUUCUGGCAACACCGGCAGUAGCGGCGGCAACAACCAGAACGCCGCCGGCCGGAUGUCAGUCAGCAGCCUCUGGCCCGUUGCCGGAGCUCUGAUGGCUGUCCAGGUCCUCAUGUCAUUCCUUUGA
Messenger RNA from Colletotrichum karsti, 1368 nucleotides. Its product is annotated as eukaryotic aspartyl protease. Bases 1 to 1368 code for a protein of 455 amino acids. NCBI's taxonomy places the organism in Eukaryota, Fungi, Ascomycota, Sordariomycetes, Glomerellales, Glomerellaceae. The transcript has 3 exons. The record is from RefSeq and is a predicted model, not a curated record. Gene Ontology annotation, biological process: proteolysis. Gene Ontology annotation, molecular function: aspartic-type endopeptidase activity.